GUACAUGGCAAGGCUAAUCUUUUCACUCUUACUGCGGUCCACGGUCAUGCUCGAGCCAAUCCUCGGUGCUCGCAUCAAAGCGCCCUCGGUCCUUCUUUAGAACACCGCAUUGGCCAUCAUCCAUAACAGGCUCUUCCCUCAUCUAUAUAAAUAUCCUUCAAAUUCCUUUUAGCUCCCAAAGCCCACAGCAGGUUGCUACCACCGUCCCUUGACUGCGCUUUAUCAUUACAAUGUCUCACCAGAGCGUACCACUCCCUAGCAUACGCGACAUCUUCCCUGAAAUUUCAAUUCGUACUCAACAAGACAAUGACACUGCUGAUCAUCUUCGCCCCACUUCUCGCCACCGCGGUUCAAAACCCUAUCGUACGGGUGAUUCCGCAAUUCGCAGUCUUCCAUCACCACCACCAUCCAGUACAAGCUCAGACUCGGCUUCAAAUCGAUUGUCCUAUCUCACCCCAGACAAUACUCAACCUCCCGCAGCUUAUUCCUUCAACGUUCUCCGAGCUGACCCUCUCGCUUCCUCCCUCCAGCAUAUCGCUUCUAGCACCAAGUUGCGUACUCGUGCAACAAACUCCUCUCAGGGAAAAUCGGGCUCGGGAAUCGCCAAUGGAUCGACUCCGGUUUUCCGGGUUUCUAUGGCUCCCUUCGUACCUCCUCGGCAGUCACAACAACGCCAAAAGCACAGGUCCCCGGGCCCUCUUUACAGUUCACAAAUUCCACGCGAUACCCUACCUAGUCCAUCCCAACACGUUCAAGAAUCUAGACCCCAGCCUUCAUCAUCCGUAUUGUCCUUUUCUGUAUCAGACCCUCCCAAUUCUGCUUCCACCGUCAUGACAAAUGAUGGCAGGAGACCUUACCUAAAGUCGUCGGAUCAUCUAACAACAAUGCUGCAUGGAGAAGGGCGCGGUAAGAAGCACCAGUGUCCUCAUUGCGGCAAGCGAUUCAAUCGCCCCAGCAGCAUGAAGAUCCACGUAAACACACACACGGGAGCAAAACCAUAUCAGUGCCCAUAUCCAGGAUGUGGUCGUGAAUUCAACGUCAAUUCAAACAUGCGCCGCCACUGGCGGAAUCACACGAGACUGUCUGCGGGCCAUUUGGCUGACAUGGAUGGCCAUGGUGCAUGUGAUCAAUCCCCGUUCCCUUCGGACAUCCUGGGGCAUGGUCAGUCCCUGGUCUCGCCACCCGCAACAGACUCGGAAGAAUCAGAAGACGAUCUUUCUGACGAUGAUGAUUCCCAAUACGCAAUGGAUGUCUACGAGGGCUGCAGUAAAGAACAUAAGGAGGUUAAUCAUCCCGGUGGAUCAGGGUCGCAGUCCAACUCAUUUUGGUCACGAUCGCCUUCCCCAUCCCGGAAAACUACUUCUUAUAGUUAUCCUCGACCCCGUCCCCCUUCCCAUCUCGGCCCGUCGCCAUCGCACCCCACGGAAUACCUUUAUAGACCAUCAAACCCAGCCUACGUGCGCUCUUGCACAGAUUCCCGGGUUUCCACAGCCCUACGACCUGCAUUCCCCUGUGACACAUCAGGCCGCGCAGUCGCAAGGCAGAAUGGAUCACUCUCAAGUCGUUCAUAA
This is a messenger RNA of Suillus discolor, 1571 nucleotides long. RefSeq lists its product as uncharacterized. The coding region runs from base 231 to 1571 and encodes 446 amino acids. Lineage: Eukaryota; Fungi; Basidiomycota; Agaricomycetes; Boletales; Suillaceae. The record is from RefSeq and is a predicted model, not a curated record. The transcript is spliced from 4 exons.